AUGGUGUCGAUUACGUUGUCGAGACUAUUGGAUUUGGCAAUAGGUUCGCCUGAGGUUGGUGCCGUUAAUUUCAAUGUUUUAUAUCGUCUGCUUAAGGCUAUGAUCAACAAACUAGAUUUAAAAGAUUUUGAAAUCGAAUUUAGCGAUUUCGAAAGAGAUGCACUGGGUGGCACAAAACUACUGGCUUUAGAAGAAAACAAGCAUGAAUCUCCGUAUCACCAAUUAGAACAGAAAGUCUCUAUUGUAUUCAACCAGAUGGAGCAGCUCAAUGCUUUGCCAUCUACAAAGCAAUUAACUGAUCAGGUUUUGGAUAAAGGUGAUAAUGAACGUCCUUUAUCAUAUAUGUGGCAAUAUAUGCAAUUGAAAAAGAAAGUAGAAACAAACGAAGAAGGGAUUGAGAAACUAAUGUCUAUGGUCAGCGACCUGAUGAAACAAAUUGACAAUCUCCUAUCCAGUAAUACUGGUAUUUUAAACCGCCUUGGGGAUUUGGAUUUACAGGCUUUGAAUGAGAAAAUAGGAGAUCUGCAUAAUAGUGUAAACAAUCUGAAUGUGCGGCUUGACAGGCUUCCCCCCGCUGAAGACAUGAAUAAUUUUGUAACUUGGAGUUACCUCGAAGAUGCCCUGAAUGGUUUUUAUCGAGCAAAAACAUCUACCUCUGUGGAAAACAUCUGUGGCUAUUACGAUGACCUCAUCAAGAAAACGCCUGAAGAGAGGAACGAAUUCAUUGAAGAUUUAAUCAAAAAGGGUUCGGUACAUCAAUACCUGCCGAAGUUGGACGACGAGGUUUUGAAAAUGAGCCCGGAAGAAAGGAAGUCUUACAUAGAAGAAAGCAUUAAAAACGACAGCUUCAAAGAUCUUUUCCCUCAAAGUGGUACAGAUAUGUUGAAAAUGAAUGAACAAGAACGUGAAAACUUUGUUGAAGAUGCUACUAAUUGGGGAACAAUAAGACAAUAUCUGCCUGGAUUGGAAAAGAAUUUUGAAACGGAAGAUCUUGCAGUUCGUGUGAAAACGAUCGAGGAUGCUAUUAAGGAGGGCUUGUUCCAUAAAUUCUUUCCUUGUAGAUUUCAAUACUUGAAUGAAAUGACUCAUAAUCAGAAAAAAGUGUCUAUUGAAGUGGCCCUACGAAAAGGAACGCUGGACGGAUAUCUACCGGGUGUUGGGUUAAUAGACAAUCCUGUUGAGUUCGCUGAUAAAGCUGCUUCAACUGGAAUUAUAGAGGCAUAUCAGUCUUUUACUGGUUCAGAACCACCACCAGUAUCAAACUUAGAGAAAGAUAUUGAAAAGGAAAUUAUAAAGGAAUGUCAAAUGUUAAUGUAUAAGGAUAACGGUUUGAAAGAAACAGAUUUUGCCAAAGAGUCUUAUGUUGAAUCUCCUGUAGCCGAACCUGGAAAAGACGUCAAAGAACAAGAAUCGUAUUAUGACUCUAGAAGAACAGUGUCGCCGAGAUCAAGGCCAUUAAGUGCAAGGCCAAAAUCAAAGGUACCAUCAGGAAAAACAAGAUCAAGGCCACCAACCGGAAGACCAGCAUCGAGCCAUAGUUCUCCAGGAUAUGUAUACAGUACAAUAAGUAUGGGACCAUCUCCUGACUUGGUAGAUGUAUUAGAAAGACUUGGAAGCAUUUACGAUCAACACAAUCGGCUUGUUGGAUGGGUUAAAAAUUUGAAAGAGCAUUUGCAAAAUAAGGCUGAAAAUUUGGACUUGCAGCAACUUGAACAACGAGUUAUGAAUUUGGAAGACUUGAUGAAAAAAGGGGAUUUAUCAGAACUGUCUAAACUGAUGGAAUUGAUGCAAAGAGAGAUAGAAGAAAUCAAACAACUUAUUAACAACUUGAAGAGUGGUGGAGCAUUAGACAAAGCAUCACUUCCCCAAAGCGUUCAGAUAGCAAGUAAAGCGUCUCUUCCCGAUAUCGGUCAGAUCGUUGAAAACAGAAUAUCCGAUUCAGUUGCUUUUACUGACUUGUUGGAGAAGAUAAGUGGUCUCGAAAACAAGAUAGCUGGAUUCCAAGAAUCUCUGAACGGUCGGGGCAGUGUUAUGUCGAGUGAUGUUCUAAAUACGCUUACCGUCCUACAAGAUAGUAUGUCAGAGUUGUCAAGUGACAUGGAAGAAGGAAAGAAAAGAAGGCGGGAAAAAUCUUCAAAGAUCAUACCAGUGGCAGAUGAAGAAAAGCGAUCUGAGACGCCGCAAUUUGACGAAGAUGAAAGAUUUGCGAAUGUUGUGGAAGGAAGUGUCACUUACGAUGUUAUGAACAUGCUUGGCGAAACCAUGCCUGAAGAUUGUAACGAUCAAGGAACACGUUUGAAACGUCUCGGGCUUAUUCUGGACAAUCAGCUCGGUGAGGUUAAAGAUAGAAUUGAAAAUGUGGAUGAAGAUUUGGCGCUGAUGGCAAAAGCUGUUGAGGUUGCCCUUGACAGGGUCAAGAACGCUGAAAUCGAACAAUUAAAAUCUGUUUCGAAUGCUUCGACCAAUAAGACUCCUGGCUUCGUAUCAAACGUGGAUAAUGAGGCUCUUCUUGAAACGCAACAGACAAUUCGCCAGCUCCAGGAAGAGAUUGGGAAACUAAAUGCAACCACGGGUGAAAUUAUCAAUGUUAAUAUCCAGAGGCAAAUGCAAAUUGAGCAGCUUUACGAAAACAAAGCUGAUAAAGAGUACGUUCUAGGUGAAUUCGAUGUGAAGGCAGAUAAACGUCAAUUGGAGAGCAAAGUCAAUUAUAGCCUUUUCAACAAAACAACAGAUGAAAUAAACAAAACUAUAAGAGAAUUUGAGAACAAAUUGGAAGGCAAUGAAACAGAAAUGCAGAAUAUCUUCCAUCAGCUGACUGAAGAUGUAGAUGGGAAGAUUGACAAGAUGGAAAUGGAUCCUUUGAAAGGAUGGGUAGACAGUCGAAUUAGAGAGUUGAACAAGAAGAUCGCUAAGUCACAGCCUGGAUGGACAGAUGAUGAUGCAGCAGGUUUACGAAAGCAGUUGAUUCAACGAUUUCAAUGUCUGUCAUGUGAUAAGACCAUCCACAUGACAUCAAAGAAUCCAGUAGCGUCAUUGCCUCUUCCGAGUAGCAUGCCAACUACACGAUCGGCUAGACCCUAUACCAUCUUUGAACUGGAUCAAAUUAGACUUAAAGCUUCUAAAGGAAUCAUUAGUCAAAGUAUUAUGAAUUUUGAAAGAGCUCUGAUGGAGAGACAACUGGCACGAAUUCGAAAAUCUGAUUUGAAGGCUUUUCUUUAUCAUUAUUCAUCUGAGUUAGAAGCACUUGGAAUGCAUAAGGAAGUUGCCUUAGCAGGUCAGUCUGCCACGGAUAGUUACGCCAGGACCCGAGCAUGUGGUGGUCUUCACACAAUGACCUUCCCACACCGUAGAACUAUUCGAAUAGCUAACAUGCCCAGUAUUCAUGGAGGGGAGAAGAGACCUAAGGAUGUCCCACGAUGUACUCAGCAAUGUGGAGAAGAAUCAGACGUCCAAGGUGCAGAUGGAAUAAUAUAUAAAGGUAGAUGCGGUUACUCCGAAGCUGGUCAUGGUCCAAAAGGAACGAAAGCGAUAAGAAAAGUCAUCCCUCCAUCGACAUCUCAACCCCUACCAGCAUCAUCUUCACGUCCAGUAUCAGCCCGAAACAGGGGACAACGUCCAGCAUCCGCUCGCUCGGGAUCUAGACCUACUUCCGCUCGUCCGAAUACCGUCCAAGCCAUUAGAGAAGAGGAUAGUGUACCAGUUAACAGGCCAAAUACCCCGGAUAAAAAUACCAAUUAA
Molecule: messenger RNA, 3738 nt
Organism: Lottia gigantea (owl limpet)
Lineage: Eukaryota; Metazoa; Mollusca; Gastropoda; Lottiidae
Exons: 1
Coding region: 1-3738 (1245 amino acids)
Source: RefSeq, a predicted model, not a curated record